GCGGCGCUGAUUAGCGAAUCCAGAAUCUCCUGGAUGAAAGCCCACUUGUGAUUCGCCCUGAGUAGACCGAAGUCCCUGUGGGCUGGAACGGGCCGGACUGAGAGGCGUGAGUAGGUACCCGGGAGCCAGAGAGCCAGGAAACCCAAGAGCCCACAGAAGCCCGGCGGUUCCUGCAGCACCCAGGACAGCUCAUCGGGCCAGGUGCCCAGGGCUGCAGCACUCAGCUGCCUCCCCCGACAUGGCUGGCACCGUGCUCGGCGUGGGGGCCGGCGUCUUCAUCCUGGCCCUGCUCUGGGUGUCGGUGCUUCUGCUGUGCGUGCUGCUGUCCAGAGCCUCCGGCGUAGCUAGGUUCUCUGUCAUUUUCGUGUUCCUGGGCGCUCUGGUCAUCACAGCAGUUCUGUUGCUGUUCCCCCGAGCCAGCGAAUUCCCAGCCCCCGAGGCUGAGAUGAAGCUUGUAGAUGCCUUUUUCAUUGGCCGCUAUGUCCUGCUGGCUUUCCUCACUGCUGUUUUCCUUGGAAGCCUCUUCUUGGUUCUAAUCCAUCACAUCCUGGAGCCAAUCUAUGCCAAACCACUGCGGACCUACUGAGCUGUCUUCAGGAAAACCAAGGCCCUGUUCUCCCACUCGCUUUCAUGUCACUGAUGAGCAGAAAAGCACUGUUCAGAGCCUUGUUUUGACAGCCUUCCUGACUUAAGAUCAGAGGAUCAUCUAUUCAUCACUAUGACAAAUCCCUUGAGUCCUGGCUUCCAGAAACAGGGUUGCAAAAUUGCCCCUGGGGAGAGAUUCUCACCAGCUUAAGAGGGAUAUUGCUGUCUUCUUAGCACCUGUAUCACAGGUUUUCCGUCUCUUUUGAAAAAGAAAUAGCAACAGGGAUCUCUUUAGAGUAGGUUUUCAAUCAAGGCAUCUGCAAGUGAAUUUCAGAAAAGGGAUACUUUGCCUUCCACUUUCCAAUAGACAGCAGAACUUGGUCCUUUUUGAUAUUAUGAAAAAUUCUUAGUUACAAGGUCAAGAUCAUUUGGGAAAGAAAGACACUCAACAUUCAAAAGCUUAUUUUAAUGUGAUGACCUGGAGACACAUCUGGGUGCUGGUUAAGGGGCUCUGUGCAUAUCAUGCCACUGGGCUCCACAGAGGCCAUGGGGUCACUUCCUGCUGCUCCAAAAAAGCAAGCAACAGCAGCCAAAGGACUGGCUUUCACCUCGAACUCCUGGCCACAGCCUUCUGAAUCUAGCAUUUCCAUAGUUCAGGUUUACUCGGGGAUUAGAGGCAGGGCAUGGAAACAUCGAUUGUGCGUCCUGCUGCUCUGUCUCUCUGGAUUCUUUUUCGUCCAGGAUUCAGCGGCCUUUGUUCCCUUAUUUGGUUACCGUAAAAGUCCAUUUUGGAUUAUUGUCAUCUCUUUCAUCCUUGUAGUUUUUCUCCAAAGCUGGUGGGGAAUGUAUAUUCGCAGGCUUAGAUAUAACUUUAUACCUAAGCCCCCAGACCAAGUGAAAUUUGUCAUUCAAUGGAGGGACUCUAGGCUGGUUCUGCUUUGGAAGCCUCAUCCUGGCUCCCUAGAUCUAUUUGAAGAAGGAUCUUCUGCUUAAAAUUAAGAACAGAAAACAAGUUGUAAAAAAAACUUUGAGUACAUGCUAUAUGUCAAUAACUAGUUUUUUUUUUUUUAACACGGAUGUAAAUGACAGGCUUGCGUGUUAAAUGCAAAAAUAUACUUUGUACAAAGGGUCUUUGUACAAAGCCCAGCCUGCCUUCUGUAGAUCCUGUAACUACCAGUGGUGGUGAUGUGAAUGAUGGGUCACUUUCUACCUUCAUACCCAAAGUAGUCACGUCCAACCCCAAAAAAACCCGCAGGGUUGGGAUGAGAAGUAGAAGUCUGGGAGGGCACAAAAUGAAUUUCACUGGGUUCUGCAUGGGGGACCCCCACAAUCCAUGGCUAACAUGGCACCCCUUGUGCUCAUGGCCUUCCUGGAGACAGGGCUUAGAGGGUAUCCCUCAAAUAGAAACAAACCAUCUCAGGGUCCCAUUCAUCGCUCUUUGACUAAUGGCCUUAGCGCAGGUUGUGCUACCCAGAGGGGAUCCUGUGGCAGAGAGGCUGUGAUGAUCCCACUGUUUGGAAGGGAGGGGGAGAGAGGGUAAAUCAGGGCUUCUGUAUAAGAAAACAGGUUAUUUCAUAGCCUCUUAAAAUUGCAUCCUGACAAAAACUGCAUCAGCAAGACACCACCCCCACAACGGAGACGUAUGUCUGAUACACUAGGUGGCGCUGUCUCAAGACGGCAGAACACGCUAGGUAAUUUUGACAAGUUCCUUCUAUUUCUCAUUUAUAAAAUAGAAGUAAAGCUAACAUUCUUUACUGAUGCACGGUAUCGGAUAUUUAAUCUAAAAAUUCAUCAUAGUUAUUGUACGCUGUUCAGCUGCUAGGGAGUACACUGCCACUCAUCCUUGCCACACACAGCAGGUGUCAGCACUCACUCAGCGUUUCCUGUGUGCCCACUGGGUGAGGCACGGUCCCGGUGGAGUAAAUCCAUCCAAGAACGAGGCUCUGAGGCAUCUAGGCUGCCUUCCUCACUCCAUCCUGGGAGGAAGGCGUCCAAAUCAUUUUUAAAUGUUUUUAUUCUAACAUAAAGUAAUCCAUUUCUUUUUCUGUUCUCUAAGACAUCGACUUUUCUAUCAACCCUAUCCUGUUGCUGCUGCAGUUGAAGCGUUUUUGUUUUGCUUUGAUUUUUAUUCAUGUGUAAGGAAAGCUGCUGCAGUGAUUUCACAGAUGAGAGACAGGCAAAGAAAUACAAGGAUCUACAAAGUUGCACAGUUAGUAGUAGGGCUCAAACUUGACAUCAGGAUCCUGACAUCUCAUAUCUCAGACAGUUUAAGGAUCAGUUUUGGUUUUCAAACAACUCCUUAUUUUUACAUUGGCUACUACUAUUUCUUAGCUAUUUGUACCCACCAUUCCCCUGGCCCAUAUCCAAAAAAGGUAAAAGUUUCAUUAAAGAAUUCCUAACAUUUAUAGUACAAAUAAAAAGCAU
Molecule: messenger RNA, 3009 nt
Organism: Hippopotamus amphibius kiboko
Lineage: Eukaryota; Metazoa; Chordata; Mammalia; Artiodactyla; Hippopotamidae
Gene: TMEM218
Product: transmembrane protein 218
Exons: 4
Coding region: 239-586 (115 amino acids)
Source: RefSeq, a predicted model, not a curated record